Molecule: messenger RNA, 999 nt
Organism: Kockovaella imperatae
Lineage: Eukaryota; Fungi; Basidiomycota; Tremellomycetes; Tremellales; Cuniculitremaceae
Product: NADP-dependent oxidoreductase domain-containing protein
Exons: 6
Coding region: 1-999 (332 amino acids)
Source: RefSeq, a predicted model, not a curated record
AUGGAAUAUGUCAAUCUCGGCAAGUCAGGACUCAAGGUCUCCAAAUUGAUACUUGGUUGUGCCCAGUACGGUUCGGGUGCAGACUGGAUGAUUUCGGACCAUGACGAAGGUGUCAAGCAGCUGAAAUAUGCCUAUGACCAAGGUAUCAAUACUUUCGACACUGCGAAUGCAUACUCUGCUGGUGAAAGCGAGGUCAUCCUUGGAAAGUUUCUCAAGCAGCACAAUAUUCCUCGAGAGAGCGUCGUGAUUCUCACGAAGACCUACAACCCCGAUGGCAAUGCAGAAGCUCGAGGACCUGCAGGAUUGAACAAUCAUCGCGGAUUGAACCGCAAGCGAAUCAUUGCGUCUGUCAAGGGAUCCCUUGUACGAUUAGGACUGGACUACAUCGACCUUCUCCAAUGUCACCGAUUUGACAGCGAGACCCCUAUCGAAGAAACCAUGGAAGCUCUCCAUUGGGUCGUCCAACAAGGUUGGGUCCGGUACAUUGGAAUGUCAAGUUGCUGGGCUUGGCAAUUUCAGCUCAUGCAAACCUAUGCCCUCAACAACCGUUUGACUCCCUUCAUUUCGAUGCAGAACCAGCACAGCGCCCUUUACAGAGAGGAAGAACGAGAAAUGAUGCCUUGCAUCAAGCACUACGGCGUAGGCUCUAUCCCUUGGUCACCCGUCGCAGCAGGAAUCCUCUGCCGACCUUUCAAGGACAUUGCAUCGACGGAACGAGGUAAAGGGUACAAAGACAGCAGAGGGGCAGGCGCCCAGCCCGCUGAUAAGGUAAUCGUCGAUAAAGUCGAGGAGAUCGCCAAGAAGCGAGGGGUCACCAUGGCUGAAGUGGCUGUUGCUUGGUCUUGCUCUUCGCCUUGGGUGACAGCACCUAUCGUUGGCAUAAGGGGUAAUGAGAGACUCGACGAGCUCAUCAAGGGGAUGAGUCUCAAAUUGACUGAGGAAGAGAUCAAGGAGAUCAAUGAGCCUUACUUGCCUGUUCCUGUUCGAGGUCAUCAGUAG